CGGGCGAGAGAGGGGCCGAGCCGCCGCCGCGCCGCGGGAUGAGAAAGCGGAACGAGGCCGUGACGCUGGAGCAUGAGCGCCCCGCCGGCCCGCCCGAGCCGGGCUGCAGCCUGAGGCACAACCUGCGCCUGGCCGGGGCCCGGCCCCACGGCGAGCCGGCCAUGAAGCGGCCGCUCGGCAGGCGAAACGGAUUGUGGUUCCGAUUACGGAAGUUGUUAAUAUGGUUGUUGGGAGUAUACAUAGCCAUUCCAUUCCUAGUAAAAAUUUGUCCUGCUAUUCAGGUGAAGCUGGUCUUCUUAAAUUUUGUGAGGGUUCCAUAUUUCAUUGACUUGAAAAGGCCCCAGGAUCAAGGCUUAAACCACACCUAUAAUCAUUACCUUCAGCCAGAGGAGGAUGUAACCAUUGGAGUCUGGCACACAGUUCCUGCAGCCUUAUGGAAAGAUGCUCAAGGCAAAGGCCAGCCGUGGUAUGAGGACACUUUGGGAUCCAACUAUCCUGUAAUCCUUUAUUUGCACGGAAAUGCAGGAACUAGAGGAGGGGAUCACCGUGUGGAACUUUACAAGGUUCUAAGUUCCCUUGGUUACCAUGUAGUCACAUUUGAUUAUCGAGGGUGGGGAGAUUCUUUGGGAACUCCCUCAGAGAGAGGAAUGACCUAUGAUGCACUCCACGUUUUUGACUGGAUAAAAGCAAGAAGUGGAGACAAUCCUGUCUAUAUAUGGGGGCACUCCUUAGGCACAGGAGUUGCAACAAAUUUAGUGAGGCGUCUUUGUGAAAGAGAAACUCCUCCAGAUGCCCUCAUACUGGAAUCGCCAUUUACUAAUAUACGUGAAGAAGCAAAAAGCCAUCCGUUUUCAGUGAUAUAUAGAUACUUCCCUGGAUUUGACUGGUUCUUCCUUGACACUAUUACAAUGAGUGGAAUUAAAUUUGCAAAUGAUGAGAAUGUAAAAUACAUUUCCUGCUCGCUGCUUAUUCUUCAUGCUGAAGAUGAUCCUGUUGUACCAUUUCAUCUUGGAAAGAAGCUUUAUAACAUUGCUGCACCAUCUCGGAGUUUCCGUGACUACAAAGUACAGUUUGUUCCAUUUCACAGAGACCUCGGUUACAGGCAUAAGUACAUAUACAGGAGUCCAGAGCUACCUCGAAUACUGCGGGAAUUCCUGGGAAAAUCUGAACAUGCACAUCAUCACUGAAGACUGGCUGCUCAAUAGCAUUAAGGCUCUUCUUCUUUGUUCUUUUUCUUUGGGUCAGUCUGCCAUUCUUUAGCGCCUGGCACUGGCUAAGCCGGGAAAUCCUUCAUUUGUCCUGACCAUACCCUUGGAAACCCAGACUCCCGCAUCGGUGUCUAAGACAGGAGGAGGGGAAAGAAAUGAAGUUUUAACAUGGACAGAAAAACAAACCCAUGCACCAGUGCCAACCCAUUCAAAACUUGAGCACAACAAAGACCUACCAAUGCAGCGUAAUAAUGAAAAGAACAGAGGUUCCUAGAGAACAUGACUGGGACAAAUGGCACUUCUUCUACAUUUAAAAACAGCCUAACAUUUUGGAUCACAAAUGGACUGUGAUUUACCCACAGAAUGGUGGCUGUGACCAUCUUUAACUAUUGCAGCUGUCUUGCUUCAGUUCCAGGGUCUUUCCUUUAUAGAAAAUAUAUAUUUAGUUCAUCAUUUUCUCUCAAUAGUUCUAAUCAGGAAAGAGCUGAAGAUCAUGGGGAGUAUUGAUGCUUUAUUGAAAUCAGUUAACCUUUAAUUUGAUGUGUACUGCAAAAGCGUAAGGGUACUGGCAAGACAGACACAUUUUGAAAUAAAAAGGAUGUUUUUAAAGACAUAAGACACAUUUAAUGUGAUGGGGAUGUUGUAACACUUUUCCAUUCUCUCCCCAAUGUCCUUUCUGAGUAUCAUUCCUGCUCCAUCCAUGCACACCUCUGGAGUGUUCCUUUCCCCCUUCCCAUAUACCUAUGGUAGGAGUACUGGUAUCUUGAGUGACUUCAACAGAUGGGAUUUUAUUUUAGGGAAAGUUUUUUAAAAUUAUUGUCUGAGCUUCCCCCCUCUCUGAAUCAUAUGGGCCUAGAAUAUGUAGGAAUUUAUUUAAACAAUAAAUGUCUUCCAUUCUUCUUUAAUUAUAAAGAGACACAAGCACUUUCUCGGGGAUGAGAGGACAACGAUCCUUAAGAAACAUGCGUUUUUUUCCUCCUCAAACACUCUCGUACAUGUUUUAGCUCCGGUUGUCAGGCACAAAGGGAGAGGUGAACUUGUCAGUUCCUUAGGCAGAGCAAUUCCUGCAUAGCUAAAAGCAAGCAGCAG
Molecule: messenger RNA, 2297 nt
Organism: Gopherus flavomarginatus (Mexican gopher tortoise)
Lineage: Eukaryota; Metazoa; Chordata; Testudines; Testudinidae
Gene: ABHD12
Product: abhydrolase domain containing 12, lysophospholipase
Exons: 13
Coding region: 39-1187 (382 amino acids)
Biological process (GO): phosphatidylserine catabolic process; monoacylglycerol catabolic process
Cellular component (GO): endoplasmic reticulum membrane
Molecular function (GO): phosphatidylcholine lysophospholipase A1 activity; monoacylglycerol lipase activity
Source: RefSeq, a predicted model, not a curated record